AUGAAACAAUACAUUGACAAAUAUUUAGCAGAGGCAGAUAAAUCAAUACCAACAAAUUCAGAAGAACCUGAAAAGGUGUCGCCGGUUGAGAGUGAAGGCAUUAAGCCAGUUUUGCAAGAUGAAGAGAAUCCAGCCGACCUAAAUGAUGAGAAUCAAGAUGAGACAUAUGAAGAAAAGCCAGUAUUUCUUGGUGGGGGUAAACAAUAUGAAUUCGUUGAGAAAGAAGCAGUUGAUCCAGUUGAGAAUGAAACAGAAGAACCCAAUAAAGAAAAAUUAGAUAAGACAAAUGAGGAGAAGCCAGUUGUGCCAGAUGAGGAGGAAGCAGUUGAGACAGAUGGGGAGGAAACCGUUGAUCUAGUUGAGAAUGAGCCAAUUGAUAAACCUCCUUUCAUAUAUCUCUAUGAUUUGAUCAAGUUUCUUUAUCCAGAAUAUUCGAAAUUUCUCGACACGUGUAACGUUGAAACUGUGCCAAUUCUUUGA
Rodentolepis nana is the source of this 480-nucleotide messenger RNA. Lineage: Eukaryota; Metazoa; Platyhelminthes; Cestoda; Cyclophyllidea; Hymenolepididae. The record is from the annotation of a GenBank genome assembly.